AUGUCACUCACAGGAACCUGCCUCUGCCGCGCCGUCACCGUUACGAUCAAGGACACUGCGCCGGUCAACGCCGAGGGACUAGAGGUGUGCGCGUGUACCGAUUGUCGACAGGCUACGGGAAGCGGCCGCGGUGGAGAGUACCUCCAGGUCACGCCGGAUAAUGUUACCUUUGCGGGAGAGGAGAGUAUCAAGAUGUACGAGAAGAGGACGGAUGCGGGAAACACUUUCCAGCGCCACUUUUGCACCAAGUGCGGGAGCUCGAUUUAUGGCAAGACGACGUUCCACGGUGGUAAGAUGGUGGUUGUGAAUUCUGGCCUCUUCCCGCCCGGAACGCUCCCCAAGCCCAGCAUCUACAUCUACCGGAGCAGUGCUGAGAAGUGGGACAAGCCGAUCGAGGGCGUCACGGCGCUGGACAAGAUGUAG
Molecule: messenger RNA, 423 nt
Organism: Cutaneotrichosporon cavernicola
Lineage: Eukaryota; Fungi; Basidiomycota; Tremellomycetes; Trichosporonales; Trichosporonaceae
Exons: 2
Coding region: 1-423 (140 amino acids)
Molecular function (GO): carbon-sulfur lyase activity
Source: RefSeq, a predicted model, not a curated record